UACCUUUGAAAUCAGCAUUUAUAAAUUUUAUAAAUAAGCAUUUAUAAAAGCACUUAUAAAUGCUCAUAGUAAAUCAACAAAUCAAUUAACAACCUACACUGUGCUUGGUUUUUAUGAUGUUCUCUUAAAUAUGUGCACACAUGCACACAAGUCUGUUACAGAAUGCUUUCCUGAGAUCCCCAAAAGCUACAAAGUGCUUGAGCUGUCUGGACUAGAGUCUCAGGAGGAGAUAGGCCACUAAAGAGCUGGUCUUCAAGAACAGCUGAUCUACACACACCUCUGGCCAGUAGCUGCAAUUAUUUAUGCUAGCAGCUGUGAAAAAGCUGCAGAGGGAUUCACACUUCUCAGUUAUAAUCCUUUGAUGAAGUUCAGGGUUAUGGCUACCAGACAAGGGCAACCUUUGUGCUGUUAAUUGUAACUGCCUAAUGUAACCAGUGUUUCACCUGAAGGGGGUGAAAAGUGAAAGUUUAGUUUAUAGUCUCCACUCUAUAAAGAGAAUGGAAAAGAAUGUGCUCAGAUCUCUCUUUUCUUGAGUAAGCUGGCCAGAAAUUCUCAGGAUGAACCACCAAAAUUAGGAAAAAUGGGAAUUUGUAGAAUGGUCUUCUAGGUAAUUGAGUAAAUUUCAAAACAGACUGAAUACAGUAAUUUCCAAUGUCACUUUGUCUGUCAAACACUAAUUCUUGAAUGUCAUUUUAGAGGGGUAAAAAGACUAAAGAUAAACAGUUUUUAUAAUUUCAUGAAAACUAGCAAGUGGCUGGAGAUGCAACACCCUAUUAUUAUUCACUGUGAAGGAAGCUAAUGAGAUCACCCUUCCUUAUACAUAAGACAGGUGGGGAAUCAGACAUCAAUAGCUAUGCUGCAUGGUGCUACUCUUUUUUUUUUAAAGCUUUCCAUGUUACAUUAUCUUCUGCCUUAAUUGCUAUAACUAGAGGAUGAAAUAGAAGAGUACAGUCAGGGUUUGGAAGGACUGCUGUCCCAUCUAGACAACAUUUCCAUUCAGUAUAACAGAUAACAUUAAAUGACCAAGCUCACUGUGAAUUAUAUGACUGGUUUGCAGAGGAUAAUGAGAGCAGAGCAGAAGCUGCACAUGGACUUCAACCAUUUUCAAACUCUCACUUCUUUUGGGAUCUUUACUAAACAAGUGGUUUCAUUUCUUCUUACAAAGCUGUAUUUAUAGAAAUGUGUCUACUGUCUAGUGUUUCACACUUCUUCCUUCUAUUGCUUUAACUUUAAUUCAACUGAACAGGCUUUUGUUUGAUUUUUUUUGAUUCACACAUUGUAUAUAAAAUAUCUACACUCUUAACUGCUGGAUUCCUGAGGCUGUUAUAUAGCAAUCCUUUUUAAAUGAUUGGGCAAUGCUGCAUACAAAACUGGAAGGAAACUAAAGAUCUGAUAUUGUGAUGAUUUGGUUUCUUAGGACCUUGCUUAAAAAAUGCUAUGACUCAAAUUAGAUAUUUUCUUGCUAUUUGAUUUAUGAGUGAUGAAACUAUAGCAAGAUAAUGUCCUUAACUGGUAAACAGAGUUAUGGCCUUCUAUGAAGCAAGUAUGAUCUCAUUGAAAAUGAAGAAAUUCUUUCAUUUCUUUUAACUUCGACAGCAACAAUAUUGUGCAAGCUGUCAGACUGUCUUAGCAAAAUAACUUAUAACUGAAUAGCCUGUGCUGAAAACUGCCUUUGAGGUGAAGUAUUGCUAAUAAUACGAUAAAAUAUUUAAUUUGGUGAUGAUGCUAAAUAAUUAACAAAUCUAACAUUCUCUGUGACAUGUAUCUUUUGGGACUAUGUAGAGCAUAAUGACACUAAGUUUAGGACAGUUUUCGAUUAUAAUAUCUUGAUUUUAUGACUUCUAGGUUCAGAUGACAUCCAGUAACACCAUGAUAUCAAGUCUGACUAAAAGUUUCUCAGGAUUUGUAAACUGUUCACACUGCUCCAGGCUAACAAAAAUGAUGUGAAAAAAAUACUAGCUUUUCUGAUUUGUAUUUUUUAUUAUUUUUUUCAAUUAAAAAAAUAUUUUCACGCAAAAAGCCCCGUAAGUCAUGCUUCACUUUUGUUGAAAAUAUAUUUUAUUUCAUCCUUUCUCCCUUUUGGAAGCUUGGACUUAACAUUCACCACAGCAAUGCCACCAGAAACACCACAAAAAAAAUUAUUUCCUCCCUGAGCUGGAGGAGUAGCUUGCUAUAAAUGACUGCUAUCUCAUUGCUGUUUAUGCAAUUAGAAAGCAAUCAUUAACAUGAAAGAAGGUUUCUAUUUCCUGUUCUGAACUGUGGUACAGGGGCUAUUAGCAAUUACUGGCAUAAAAGGUGCCCCUACAGGCAGCUCUCCAGAUGUUCUCAGUUUUUAAGAGUUACCAGCUUCAUGCCAGCCUGCCUGACCUCAGGCUUCUUUCUUUGCUAAGAGCUGGAUGGACGAAGGAAGCAAUUUGCAAUGCAAGAUAAUAACUUUAUUCAAUCUACUAACUUCUGAAAAAUGUUCUAUAUUCAUCUGUGCCAGUGAAUGACACAUUGUUUCUACUAACUAUAUUUUUGCACAUAUUCAUCUCUUUCAUAUAAGUUUCCUAUAAAGCUGCUGAAACUUGAAAUGAUGGAAGUUUUGCUGGAACAGAAACCAGUUAUUAAAAAUGGGAAGGAUACAAUUGCAGUCACUCUCAGUCAGAGCUGCAAUACCCCUCUCUGGGUACCCUCCACAUCAGGUAUUGAAGAGCAGAGCCAAUCUAGUAACAAAACAGUUUAGAAAGGAUUCACAGUAUAAGAGAGAUGGGACUAAUUAGGCAAGGAGCCAUUGAUCGUUGGGAGGUUUUUUUCAGGAGCAGAGGAAGGUGGCUGUCUUCCAAACCCUACAUUUCCUGAAAUACAAAGAAAAAAGCAGUAUCUAAUGUGGUAAUGUUUGGAUGCAGAUUGAAAGAUUGCUGCGCUGUAUGUUAUAGAGAACAAAAUUGAAAAAGACAGUUAAGUCAAAAGCUGUGAAGUAAAAAAAAAAAAAAAAUCUUUUUAAAAAUUAUGUUUGUGGAAUGAAACAGGAGCAUUUGAUGACAUUGAAGAUUCUGCAUGUGCUUAGGAAUGUGGCUGUGGCAACACAGAGUAAGGCUGGCAAGAGGCAUCUUUGUCAAAGACUUCCCAAAGUGCUUCAGUGAAACCAGAAAUAUGAACUGUAGUCAUUAAUUAGUUUUCUGCAUGAAUUCACUCUUAGUUUCUCUUUCUAAGGAUGUGACCUUAAAGACACUUGAAGUCCAGGGUAGCUUCCGUUUGAUGUAGCAGAUUGGCUCAGGCUCUAAGUCUCAGGACCAUUUUGCUUAAAUGCAAAGUAUCCUAAUGCAAAGGACCACAGCCAGAGGAACACAGCCAUCCCAAACUGCCUUUCAUAGUCAAUGGACACCUGCCUACAUACACUGAGAUAGGUAGGAUAGAUUGCUUUCUGCAGUUGUUUCUCCCUCUGUUGACUCCAAGAACUCAGGGAGAGUAGGCUCUUAUUAAGGUACCACAGGUGCUUAAAGCUAAAUUGGUUGAAACUUGCUCUAAUUACACAGACAAAACAGUUAUUUGUUUGAAGAUACUAUAUGAAACAAAACGUGAAUUCAAAAUGAGGAAUGUGUAUUUAUCUAAAGUAAAAUUUAAAAGUUACUUACCAUUUCAUUGACGGGUACAAUAUCACUAAUCUGAAGAGGAAUUCCCAGAGCUUAGUAAGACUAAUACAUAGUUUAACAGAACUAAUGUUUCAUAUAAUAUCCUAUCCAUCAAGAAAAACAUAUAUAAUGACUAAACCAGUAUUUGUUGGUUUACAAAAGUUAAAGCACAUAUGUUUGAGACGAAAUUAGUCCCCUCUUUGGAAGAGUGUAAGGUUUUCUUGAGAUGAUUCCAAGUAUUGACUUAGCCUCACAUUAAGAAAAAAAGAAACUACUAUGCUGACAGCUCUGCCUUCAUGUUCCAGCCUCUAAACCUGUAAUAAAUACAUAAAAAAUCUUUUACUGAAGUAAGGGUCUUUUUUUUAGGUUAAUAGUGGCUAUACUACUUCUCAGGUUGACUUCAGAAUCUAAAAGAAAUGGUGCAUAUGGUGCACUUUCCCCCACAGUAUGCCUUAAUCAUUGACCAGUAAGAGGUCAUUUUUUAUGCCCAGAGCAAUCCAUUUCUCCACAUAGCAAGAAGGACACCAAGCACUUGCACUCCAGGGUCACCUGAGCCUAUUUUAGCAAACUCCAAGAAAGAUGGCAUUUUGUCGUGGAAAAAUUACAAAAGCCUUCCUCUUAUUCUGUCUGGCCCAAAGCAGAAAAAGCAGCAAGAUUUAGACAAAAAAAAAAAAAAUAUGAAGGCAAGGAAACUUCAGCCUAUGACUACAGGAAUUUGGGCUGAUUGCAUGUUUGACCAAAGCGCUAUUUUUUUUAUAUUUGCAAGGUUGAAUCAAACACUUUCCUUUGUGAGACACAUUCUUAAUCUCACAACCUAGUUCUUCAGUUUUCUGCAUUCUAGAAAUUCUUAUAUUGGACUUGUGCUACUGAAAUGGUUUCAGGAAUGUUCCCUUCAUUAAAAAAAAAAAAAAAUCAAAACCUUACAAACAUCAAAACAAAAUACCAUCUUCAGUAUUAUUUUCUCAAAAGGAAAGAAAACUGUCUUAAUACUAGAGGAAUUAAAAAGAGGGGAUACACAUGUGCUCUCAGUCUGUAAAGAAAAAUUGCAGUUUCAAACAUUUUAAAUAUUUAAAAAAAUAAAAAAUAAGUUUGUUAAUAUAAACUUCUGCAUCAUAGCUGGUAGCUUAUUUAAUCCUCAGAGAGCUCUUUGUGUCUCAUGACUUCAGAAUGAAUUAAGAAACAGCUCAUCUCAGAGCCCAUUGUGCAUUCCCCUCAGUAUCAUUUUCUUCUUUUCCUACAAUUACUAGGAUUUAUUUUCUUCCCUUGAAAAUAGGAUUUUUGUCUCAUUUGAGUCCCUGCUAUUUAAUUCCUACUUGAAGUCAUAAUCCUCCCUGUCACAUCACUCCAAUCUCUUUGUAGCCAAUUCUGAUUUCACAGGCAGGAUUUUGACUUAGGAAGACCUGAUUAUUUAGGUACACCUUAUGUAGCAGGAUUUAGUCCUUCUGAAACAUACAAAGUAAGGAAUACUUCAGCCAGGCAAUUUUAAUGAACUAAACAUAAGGUACCAGCUGUGAAAGUUUGAGUUCCCGGCUAUCGCUUCUUAGUAACAUAUUAAUUAAGGAGUCAAUAGAGUGUACUCUUUUUCUUCCAAGAUACUGCUUUGGAAAGAUGUCUCUCUGAUAUACAGGCUGUCCACAAAAAUUUAAGGCGAGGCGAUCAUUUUUCCAGGAAAUGGUGUUAGAAAAGUCUCUAAACCUCAACUGGUUUCAAACCUCUGACUUAAAACAGACUAAAUGUUAUAACACUAUGUGGUAUCCAAAAUUGUCCAAAAAUAUAGGGUUUGUUUGGGGUUUUUUUUUUCCAUUUUUAAAUGAAACUUACAAAUUUCUGAAACAACUUUAAGAUUGCAACAGGAAUCCAUGUGUUUCUUUAAUGGCACCUGUUCUCAUGGGUUCUCCCUAUGGAUAGAAAAUUCUUUAUUGAGAGACUUCUAUUCAGGAAAAACUCUAAGGAAAAAAAAUCAGCUUAAGCCAGCAACUGAUUUUUGUAAAGCUAGACAUGUUAAAAAAUAAGAGCAGUUAUUGAUUGCAAAAAGAAUCUAUAGCUGACAAGGAAACCUCUUCAUUUUCAGGAAAGGAAGUCCUGUAUUAUUUUAUCAGUACUAAGCUGACAGGAUCAUAAAUUGGGAUUUAUUAAUUCUACAGGAAUGUCCUAUAGCACCAAACAAAACUUCCCAUUUCAUAUGGAAGAAUAUCCAUAACGUUGAAAGCUCAAUACCUAUAGUUGACCAACUGAUUCCAAUUUAAUGGAUUCAUUUAUAGGAUAUUAUGUACUGAAUAUUUGAACUAGAAAAAAAGUAACAAAGCAACAAACAAGUUCAGCAAAUAUACAGAAAGUAUUUUUUAUUUAAUUUGAAAUUUUAUAUCAAGUGACUUGAUAUUUGUAAUCAGUCAUCAUCACAAGUUUUCCUAUAUUAGAGUUUGCACUCAAACAUUUUUAAGCCUUUUCUCUCUGUGCUUUCAAGUAUUACUUGUAGGAACAGUUUAGGCUGUAGUUUAGGCUAGAAUACUGAAAGUGUUCAUCUUUUUCAUGGGAAUUUAGAAGUGACUAUAUAUUGAAGCUGAGCAUAUGAUUAAAAUAGAGAAAAGAGUUAACUCCCAAAGUUCAGUGUGUAUUUGGUUUAUUUUUGCUUUGGGUUUCUUUGGCAUAUACCUCAAACAGCUUAUCAGAGUGGAAGGUUUGGGUGUAAAAACUUCACAUAUAAAGGAACCUUUUUAUUCUGUGAUUCUUUUCAAAACCUCUCACUACUAAACGGAAACACAGGCAAAUUAGAAGGAGGAAUACCUUCUGGUAUCUUCUUGCAAGGUCUAUGAAGAAGACAUAGAGCGGUUUCAGAAUCUUGAUUGAAAAAUAUAGACCGUUCCCUCUAUUUAUCGGCACUAUCAGAGAGGCACGCAGAGCUCGGGAAAUCACGCGCCCGUCCAUCCCGGAGAUGCAGCGGUGCGGCGGGCUGGGCAGCGGCCGGAGGCGGCGGCGGGGCCGGGGCGGGCAGAGCGCGGGGGGCGCGGAGCGCGGCUCGCCCGGCCCGGCGGGAGCGCACUUCCCGUCAUCCACGCGCCAUCUAGCGUCCGCAAAAGGGACGCGGCUCGGCACGGGAGCGGAACGGAGAGGAGGAGGAAAAGGCUCCCACACCCGUCCCAGCCCUCGCCGUUCCCAAAGCUGUGGCUGGACCAGAACUAUCUCUAGAUUGACUCCCUUAGCUGCAAUAGGUGUUUGGAACCAUGGCGGCAGGUGUAGCAGCUUGGUUACCCUUUGCCAGGGCAGCAGCCAUAGGAUGGAUGCCAGUGGCUACUGGUCCCAUGCCAGCUGCUCCACGGCAGGAGAGAAAGCGAAGCCAGGACUCUCUGAUUGUGCUGAAUGUGAGUGGCAUCCAAUUCCAGACAUGGCUGGACACCUUAGAGCGCUACCCUGACACUCUGCUGGGCAGUUCAGAGCGGGACUUCUUCUACCACCCUGAGACACAGCAGUACUUUUUUGAUCGGGACCCUGACAUUUUCCGCCACAUUCUCAACUUCUACCGUACUGGGAAGCUUCAUUAUCCCCGCCAGGAGUGCAUCUCAGCUUAUGAUGAGGAGCUGGCCUUCUUUGGCAUCAUCCCUGAGAUCAUUGGUGACUGCUGUUAUGAGGAGUACAAGGAUCGCCGGCGUGAGAAUGCUGAGCGCCUGCAGGAUGAUGCUGAUACGGAUCAUGUAGCUGAGAGCUCCCUACCCUCAAUGACAGCUCGUCAGAGGAUGUGGCGGGCCUUUGAAAACCCACACACCAGUACCCUGGCUCUGGUCUUCUACUAUGUCACUGGUUUCUUCAUUGCCGUCUCUGUUAUUGCCAAUGUGGUGGAGACAGUGCCCUGUGGGGUAAGCCCGGGCCGCAUCAAAGAGCUGCCCUGUGGAGAGCGGUAUGCGGUGGCUUUCUUCUGUCUGGAUACUGCUUGUGUCAUGAUCUUCACAGUUGAAUAUCUCCUACGUCUGCUGGCAGCUCCUAGUCGCUAUAAAUUCGUGCGCAGUGUCAUGAGUAUCAUUGAUGUGGUGGCCAUUAUGCCAUACUACAUUGGCCUGGUCAUGACAGAUAACGAGGAUGUCAGUGGGGCUUUUGUGACAUUAAGAGUCUUUCGGGUCUUCAGGAUCUUUAAGUUUUCCCGCCACUCGCAGGGUCUGCGCAUCCUGGGCUAUACGCUGAAAAGUUGUGCCUCGGAGUUAGGCUUCCUCCUCUUCUCACUCACUAUGGCCAUCAUCAUCUUUGCCACAGUCAUGUACUAUGCAGAGAAAGGUUCAUCAGCCAGCAAGUUCACCAGCAUCCCUGCAGCCUUCUGGUACACCAUCGUCACCAUGACAACACUGGGGUAUGGUGACAUGGUGCCAAAGACAAUAGCUGGCAAGAUUUUUGGCUCAAUAUGCUCCCUGAGUGGGGUCUUGGUCAUUGCUCUGCCAGUUCCUGUAAUUGUCUCCAACUUCAGCCGUAUAUACCACCAGAACCAACGAGCAGACAAGCGCAGGGCACAAAAGAAAGCCAGGCUGGCUCGAAUCCGCGCAGCGAAGAGUGGGAGUGCUAAUGCCUACAUGCAGAGCAAACGAAAUGGCUUGCUGAGUAACCAGCUGCAGCAGUCCUCCAAUGAAGAAGAACAGGCCUUUGUUGGCAAAUCUGGCUCUUCCUUUGAAACACAGCACCACCACCUGCUUCACUGCCUGGAAAAAACCACGAACCACGAGUUUGUGGAUGAGCAAGUCUAUGAAGAGAGCUGUAUGGAGGUUUCCACAGUGAACAGACCGCCGAGCCACAGUCCCUCUCUCUCGUCCCAGCAAGGCGUGACCAGCACGUGCUGCUCGCGAAGACACAAGAAGACGUACCGCAUCCCCAACACCGCCCUCAGCGCCAGCCGCCCCGGCAGCGUGCAGGAGCUCAGCACCAUCCAGAUCAGAUGUGUGGAGAGGACGCCUCUGUCUAACAGCCGUUCCAGCUUAAAUGCCAAAGUGGAAGAGUGCGUUAAACUAAACUGUGAGCAGCCUUACGUCACUACAGCAAUAAUCAGCAUCCCAACACCUCCAGUCACCACACCUGAAGGAGAUGAUAGGCCAGACUCUCCCGAGUAUUCGGGAGGAAACAUUGUCAGAGUAUCUGCGUUAUAAAACAAAGAAUUAUUUAUAAAUUAGCAUAAAGACCACUUGCAAGCUGAGCUCGAGCAGUGAAAAACGAGUCAUGAGGAAUGAGAGAGCUGACAAAGACAACGCCCCUUGACAAGUGUGCCAGUGGCCGCAGAGCAAGAGGUUCAGGAGAAACAAACUUUGUGGGUUUUGGUGUCAUAGGGUGUGAAACAAAAGGAGUUUCUUACCCCCUGUCCGAACUGAUGCGCGGUGGAAUCUUCUGUGACCAUCCUGACUUACUAUAUGAGCACAAUGAAAUGUCCCCAUUGAUGCUUCUUCUUAUCAUGAAAGCUCUUUUUAGAAAAAAACACAAAUGAAAAAAUAGAAACCUAUGUUCCUGCUGAAUGCAAAACAACAAGAAACAUUUUGAUAACAUGUCUUUUUUUUUCCCUGUUAAUAAACUACAAACUUGUUGAAGAACUGUCAAAAAAUGAACGAGAAAAUGCUCAUAUGAAAUAUGUUUGUACUGACUGAAAGAACUACAACCAUAAUGCAUGCUGAAAAUUAUUUGAAGCUGUGAUCUCAGUUUACUUUUGUUGUUUUCCAGAUUAGGCAUGAUAAAAUAAUACCGUAGAAAGGGGCAUUUCCGUGCACUUACAACAAGCUGAUUGUUAAUGUUCCAUGGUAGUUGUACAAAUAACUUCCCUUUGAAAAAUGCAGUAUUUCUUACUCAAACUUCACUCAUUAGUGAACUAAAGGUGUUCAGUUAGUUCAAUAUUUACUAUUGUUUUAUCUUGCUUCCUAGGUACUGUUACAACUGCAAUAAGUCAUUGUACAUCUGUUGUAUCAGGAAUCAGGAUUUUUUUAAGGUAUUUUACACAACUUCAUCUACACUAUAAACUUCUAAUGGCAAACAUUUAAAUAAUCUUACAGCCAAACUGUGCACCACAAAUUGCAAUUCAGUCAUCGCUCCUUUUGUUCACUGUUCUCUAUUUCUCUGACACUUCAUUGCCCACUCCAACUCCACACAACUGUAUCAUUUGGGAUUUCAAGGACACUGAUGAAUCAACAGUCCAUUCUUCCACAGACAACUCGUCUACUUCUGUAUUUUCAGAGCAAACUUCUUGUCACAGUAAACUGCUACAGGAGCAAUCCUAUUUGAAUUAAAAUUACCACAAAUGUGUUUUGGGGAUCAGCUAACACUUGUCUCCAAAUGUUCCUUUCUUACAUUCUGCAGUAUCCAGAGUAUUAGCUACACUGGAAGACACUGAAAGACAUUCAGUAAAAAUGAUGGCCAAAUUAUUUUUGUAAUUAUCUGUAAACUUGCAUCUUAAAACUUGUUUGAGAAUUUAUAUUGUGUGAAAAAUAUUCAAUUACCUAAGAACAAGGAUAGAAUAAUGGAUUGAGUCCCAAAGCUAUAAAAAUAUGAUUGAUUUCAAUUGGAAUUUGCCUACAUGGGCAGGCCUAAAAGCUAAUAUGAAGGCUUUACAAGUUAAGGCUUCUUGGCUUCAUUUAUAAAAGACAUUGAUAUUAUCAGAAACCUUUCUGAUAAAAAAGUGUAAUUUUUCUUCAUGACAGUACAUUAGAUGUAUCAUAAUGCUUCUUAUAUUCAUGACAUACCAUACAUCAUAUACAUCAAAUAUCCACAGAAUAUGUGCAUAUCAAUACAUACAUAUAUACAUCAAAAACACUGGAUCAGAAAUAAUUGCAUGUCUGCAAAAUAAAAUAUGCAUAUAAAUCAAAACGCUCAGUGCAUUAGAUGCCAUUACAAUAAAUGAUUAACACAGUUAUUUAAUAGUUUGAGUAGUGUAUGUUUCAGUAUAGUAUUUGCUAGCAUUCUACUGACCUGAAAAUUUACAUUAAAAUACCCACUAAAAACUGAAACUUGCUGAUGAUACACUUUUUCUUGCACACAAAUACUGGUCUUUCUCUCUACCUGUCAACAGUGAAGAGUAGAUGAUAGACUAUCAUGCUAUAGUAUAUACACCAAAAUACAGCAUCACAUAUUAGAAUUAAACUGCAAGUAAAAAGAGUAGAUAAUGCCAUUCAUUACUCUUUUAUUUUAUCAUUUACUUAUUCUUGAGUUAAUGCAGUAUUGGUCAAUUUGCAAUUAACUUCCCAAUUAUUUUUUUUUUUUUUAAUCAGAAGGAUUUACUCAUUGUACACUGAGCUUCUGCAUUUCUUUCAAAGAUCCGAGAGCAGAAGCACGGCUGUGCUCUGAGCCAGAGGAAGGGCUCCUUCUGAGCAGCCCUGCCUAAGUCCAUUACCCAGCACUGCUCUCUCUUCCACCCUACAGCAGAUCUGCUGGAGCUGGUAGGUUACAUAAACUUUAAUGGAUUUAAAGGAGAGGCAGAACACAUCAGUUUUUACUUGCAUCCUACUUCUACGCAUGGUUACUCACACUUGGUCCCCACCUUUUGCCAAACAUUUAUUGAUAUAAAAACUGCCUCGAUGUCAGCAAACUGCAACAACUUCUUUAUGUCACGUGGUAUUCAUGACUAGUUAUAUCAGCUAAAUAAUGCAAAGGGGCAGUUACUAAACCUACUUUGGUACAGACUACACACAACCCAGGAAACCUACUGACUCCAUCAGGUCAUGUGUCUUUUAAAAGCUCUUUAUUCUCCUGUUCAUAGCCUCUAGAAAGAACGCACUACAGCAAUACACUUGCAUAACAGUUAUACCCCUAAAGCAACUUGUAUUUUCAUUUUAAAAAUGCAGCUUAAGAGAUAAUUUAGUAUGAUUUUUCAGAAUUCCAGUCCUGUCUUCUAUUUCCGUAUGUCACAAGCAAAACCAUUAAUUUAUUCUGAAUUUGGGAAAUACACAUUUUUUUGGUGUUUUAGGUGAUUUAAAUGCUGUUUUGGUAGUGAAUGACUGUUGAUGACUGUGUAAAAUGCAUCUGUACUGUACAUGAAAUGUAAUUAUUUCUGUGUAUCAUACAAAGAAACCAAGGUUGUUGUUUUGCCAGUUUUGUUUGACAGUCAUAUAUCGUAUUUCAGAAGGCAGCAUAAUACACGUGUUAUGCUGAAUAAAUAGACAUUUGAGGAAUAUUUAAAUAAAACAUCUGCAUGCUUGAAUGGGUCAA
Molecule: messenger RNA, 11771 nt
Organism: Motacilla alba alba
Lineage: Eukaryota; Metazoa; Chordata; Aves; Passeriformes; Motacillidae
Gene: KCND2
Product: potassium voltage-gated channel subfamily D member 2
Exons: 7
Coding region: 6836-8734 (632 amino acids)
Biological process (GO): protein homooligomerization; potassium ion transmembrane transport
Cellular component (GO): voltage-gated potassium channel complex; membrane
Molecular function (GO): A-type (transient outward) potassium channel activity; voltage-gated monoatomic ion channel activity involved in regulation of postsynaptic membrane potential; protein binding
Source: RefSeq, a predicted model, not a curated record